Elaeis guineensis (African oil palm) is the source of this 2178-nucleotide messenger RNA. Its product is annotated as laccase-6. Gene Ontology annotation, molecular function: copper ion binding; hydroquinone:oxygen oxidoreductase activity. The record is from RefSeq and is a predicted model, not a curated record. Gene Ontology annotation, cellular component: apoplast. Lineage: Eukaryota; Viridiplantae; Streptophyta; Magnoliopsida; Arecales; Arecaceae. Gene Ontology annotation, biological process: lignin catabolic process.
UCCGCAAAGUCUUUUUUAUUCCUUUUUUUUUCAAUUUUUAUCUGCUCUAGACUAAGAGAGCUCAAACCAGCAGUUAUAAGGUGGAUCUCCUCUUUCCCUUCUUUAUAACUCACAGAAGUACUCCAGCUUCCAUCCUUCAGCUCUAGAGAGAUGGCUUGGUCUUCUGAUCAUCUCAUGGUUUGGCUCAUCUUACUUCUCUCCCAUUACGUUCCACUUGCCUUAGCAGCCGGUAAUAAGUGGCCUGUGGGAGGAUCUACAAGGUUCUACGACUUCAAGGUACAAACGAAGAGGAUCGCCAAGCUUUGCAGGACGAAGGAAAUCGUCACCAUCAAUGGCAUGUACCCGGGUCCGGUGGUGUAUGCCCAGGAGGAUGAUCGGGUCAUCGUCACGGUCACGAACGAGACACCAUACAACACCACCAUUCACUGGCAUGGGAUCCGGCAGAGGCUAACGUGCUGGUCGGAUGGACCAGCAUACAUAACCCAGUGCCCGAUCCAGGCCGGCCAGUCGUUCACCUACGAGUUCACCUUGGUCAACCAGAAGGGCACGCUUUUCUGGCACGCCCACAUCUCCUGGCUCCGUGGCACGGUCCAUGGCGCCAUUGUGAUAUAUCCCAAGACUGGGGUACCCUACCCCUUUCCCAACCCUUAUGAAGAGCAUAUACUAAUUUUGGGGGAGUAUUGGCACAAUAAUUUGGUGAAGCUGGAAAAGAAGAUUCUUGCGAGUGGUGGGGGUGCUCCAGCAUCGGAUGCAUACACCAUCAACGGCUACCCAGGACCACUCUAUAACUGCUCGAAAAAUGAUGUAUACAAGAUUGAUGUAAUCCCUGGCAAGACAUACCUUCUGCGGAUAAUAAACGCAGCCCUGAACAUGGAGCUCUUCUUCUCCAUUGCAAACCACAAGCUCACCAUCGUCGAAGCCGACGGCGAGUACACCAAGCCCUUCACGGUGGAACAGCUCAUGAUCACCCCAGGCCAGACCAUCAACGUCCUGGUGGAAGCCAACCAGCCCAUCGCCAAGUACGACAUGGCCGUAGGCCCUUACAUGUCCGCACGCUUCGUUCAAUUCUCCAACACCUCCGCCAUCGCCCACUUCCGCUACUCCGGUGCCAGCCUCAACUCCUUGGGCCUCCCCGCCCCCCUCCCCGUCUCCAACGACAACCUCGCCGUCAAGAACGGCAUGGAUGGCCUGAAGAGCCUCAACGCCACCAACCUCCCUCUCGAGAUCGACACCAAUCUCUUCUUCACCAUCGGACUCAACGUCGAGACAUGCCAUUCCCCGACUCCUAACAAGAGCUGCCAAGCUCCCAAUGGCGGUAGAUUCGCCGCAUCGAUGAACAACAUCACCUUUGUGAGGCCCAAAAUUUCGUUGCUGCAGGCCUACUACAACAGCUUGCAGGGCCUUUAUACCGAUGACUUUCCUCAGGUGCCAUUGAAGGCUUAUGAUUUUGUUAAUGGCGCACCUAACAACUUUCCGAAUAAUACUCAGUCCUUGAAUGGAACUAGAGUGAGGGUCCUGGAAUAUGGUGCUCGGGUGCAGCUCGUCUUGCAGGACACGGGGAUUGUCUCCACAGAGAACCACCCCAUGCAUUUGCAUGGAUAUAGCUUCUAUGUGGUAGGGUAUGGGACCGGGAACUACGACCCCAUGACGGCGAAGCUCAACCUGGUGGAUCCACCAUAUAUGAACACCAUAGGUGUUCCGGUUGGAGGAUGGGCUGCAAUCCGGUUCCUUGCGGACAAUCCUGGUGUGUGGUUCAUGCAUUGCCAUCUCGAGAUUCAUACAAGUUGGGGUCUAGCUAUGGCAUUCAUUGUGAAGAAUGGUAAGGGUCCAUUGGAGACCCUUUCGCAUCCUCCAGCAGAUUUGCCCAUGUGCUGAGAAACAAGUGAGAAAGCAAAAAAAAAAUUGCUUUUUGUUGCUGGGAUUGGUUGCUGAUUUCGGGGAUCGAUACAAUGGAGCUUCGUUUUGACUUUCUAUUCUUUUGAAGCCACUUAAUUGUAUGUUUGAGUUCUCAGGUAUAAAGAAGAUAGAAUAAAAUAAUCCAAUUAAGCGCCUGUUACGUAGUCUGUCAGGCAAAAUUCCACACAUUUGUAACAUGUGAAGCAUUCAUAAAUAUUAUUUUCUUGUACGUUCCUACCUCCUAGUUUCACUUAAGCAUGCAAUUGAAGCAAACACAUGAUA